AAUAAUAAUAAUAAUAAUAAUAAUAAUAAUAAUAAUAAUAAUAAUAAUAAUAAUAAUAAUAAUAAUAAUAAUAAUAAUAAUAAUAAUAAUAAUAAUAAUAAUAAUAAUAAUAAUAAUAAUAAUAAUAAUAAUAAUAAUAAUAAUAAUAAUAAUAAUAAUAAUAAUAAUAAUAAUAAUAAUAAUAAUAAUAAUAAUAAUAAUAAUAAUAAUAAUAAUAAUAAUAAUAAUAAUAAUAAUAAUAAUAAUAAUAAUAAUAAUAAUAAUAAUAAUAAUAAUAAUAAUAAUAAUAAUAAUAAUAAUAAUAAUAAUAAUAAUAAUAAUAAUAAUAAUAAUAAUAAUAAUAAUAAUAAUAAUAAUAAUAAUAAUAAUAAUAAUAAUAAUAAUAAUAAUAAUAAUAAUAAUAAUAAUAAUAAUAAUAAUAAUAAUAAUAAUAAUAAUAAUAAUAAUAAUAAUAAUAAUAAUAAUAAUAAUAAUAAUAAUAAUAAUAAUAAUAAUAAUAAUAAUAAUAAUAAUAAUAAUAAUAAUAAUAAUAAUAAUAAUAAUAAUAAUAAUAAUAAUAAUAAUAAUAAUAAUAAUAAUAAUAAUAAUAAUAAUAAUAAUAAUAAUAAUAAUAAUAAUAAUAAUAAUAAUAAUAAUAAUAAUAAUAAUAAUAAUAAUAAUAAUAAUAAUAAUAAUAAUAAUAAUAAUAAUAAUAAUAAUAAUAAUAAUAAUAAUAAUAAUAAUAAUAAUAAUAAUAAUAAUAAUAAUAAUAAUAAUAAUAAUAAUAAACCAUUUUGUCGACAACAUCGCAACGACAAUGCUGAU
Messenger RNA from Microplitis demolitor, 804 nucleotides. RefSeq names its product GATA zinc finger domain-containing protein 15-like. The transcript is spliced from 2 exons. The annotation marks the transcript as partial. NCBI's taxonomy places the organism in Eukaryota, Metazoa, Arthropoda, Insecta, Hymenoptera, Braconidae. The record is from RefSeq and is a predicted model, not a curated record.